Messenger RNA from Tuber aestivum (summer truffle), 881 nucleotides. The record is from the annotation of a GenBank genome assembly. NCBI's taxonomy places the organism in Eukaryota, Fungi, Ascomycota, Pezizomycetes, Pezizales, Tuberaceae.
AGGGGUUCGAGAAGGUCCUCGGACCGGAAUAUCCCGAUACUUUGAAAGCAGUUGGAAACCUGGCUAUACUACUCCUGAGACAGGAAAAGUACGUCGAAUCGGAGACACUGGCUCGUCGUGUGCUAAGGAGCAUGGAGAGGGCCUUGGGCCCAACUCACCGCGGUGUACUGCCUGCUAUCAGUGACCUAGCCCUAGUACUUGAAGGCCAGGGAAAGUAUGCUGAGAGAGAAAAGCUGCUCCAACGUAAACUGGCAAUUCAUGAAGGCGGAUCCGCUAUUGAAAACGCGGAAGUCUGUGAAACCCUCGAGCGUCUGACCUUCUUUGAUGAAAAACAAGUGCGGUGUUCUCAAGCUGCAGAAGGCUCUGAGCGGGCCAACAACGGGUUCUCUGAAACACCUAGCGAACAGGAACUCACUACCUUAGAAUGCAUUAGGCGGUUGAAGUUAUUACGAGAACAACAGCUCCGGUCCGAGAGGACCAGCCAGGGUCAGGUGGACGUGGAGCAAGAUGCCAAUAUCGUUAAUCACCGGCGAUCACACGGCGUUCGCCCGUUUUCGUGGCUGAAUAGAGAGAGGUGGUUUCCCAGAAAUAGGAGAAACGGGAGGGUUCGUGAUAGGGAUUCAGCGGUAGGCGGUAGCGGCCGGACUCCCAUAGGAAUGGGAUGAAGUAAGACUUCCAGGAGACUCCGCGGCGGAUGGGAUUGUCUGGUUGUUCAAAAUGGUUGGGAAUGCUCGGUAAAAUCUGAGAAUGUUUGGGAAAUUUCAGUAAUUGUGGGAAUUUUAUCACUCGGUAAAGGUGAAUUUGUUUCUAUGGGCGUGUUGGUUUACUGGGCUUAUAGUUGCGCGAGUUUGCAGGGAAUUGGGGUGCGAUCGGGGGAAACA